Messenger RNA from Corythoichthys intestinalis (scribbled pipefish), 4484 nucleotides. It is a transcript of the gene mark1, whose product is annotated as MAP/microtubule affinity-regulating kinase 1. Gene Ontology annotation, molecular function: protein serine/threonine kinase activity; tau-protein kinase activity; ATP binding. The transcript is spliced from 19 exons. NCBI's taxonomy places the organism in Eukaryota, Metazoa, Chordata, Actinopteri, Syngnathiformes, Syngnathidae. Gene Ontology annotation, cellular component: cytoplasm. Gene Ontology annotation, biological process: microtubule cytoskeleton organization; intracellular signal transduction; protein phosphorylation. Bases 656 to 3013 code for a protein of 785 amino acids. The record is from RefSeq and is a predicted model, not a curated record.
UGCCGACCAAAUCGCACCGUGUUUACAACCCAGGCCUCACCCUGCGGCUAGGUAGCUAAAGCCUGCUUACCACACAAUUAGCAUCUGAACGAACUAAUCUUGGAGCCAAUCAGGAUACAAUAACGUCGUUAUGUCACGCCACACAGCGACGAUUUUUCAGUGUGUUUAUUUAGACCGGUUUGUCGAGGGCCUAACACUGCUUAAUGGCUAUUAAACGAGUUAAAUCAAUGUUUCCCCACUCCAAUGAGGAGGAGACAAAGGGAGACGAGACGAGAGACCUCCAUCCUUCUCGGUGGGUGGGAGGUUUCGAGAUGCGCAUCUCCCUCCCUCUCUUUCUCUUUAGGUCUCCCCUCCCUUUCUCGCUCGCUCCCUCCCUCCCUCCAUCUCUGCUCGCUCGUCUAGUCUGAGCCGGCCUAGCGUCCAAACGCCAAAGCCCGGAACGUCGCAGCCCGAACGGGAAACAUCUGGGCGCGAGCCGGCCGGGGCCCCAAGUCGGCCGGCCAAUGUUGCGCUAAAGUAGCCGCCGUUUGCGCACUUGCUGCCGGCUUGGCUUUGUGCUGAGGAAGGAGAGGGGGGGAUGUAGAGAGAAGGUGGGACCCGAAGCCGCGUCUGCUGUGUGCCCGUCCGCCGAGCGGCCUCCCUCCCUUCGCACAAGAUGUCGACCCGGACGCCAUUGCCCACGGUCAACGAACGUGACACCGAGAACCACUCGUCGGCGGACGGCUUCGCGGAGCCCCCGGCUCCCCCAACAAAGUCGGCGAGUCGCCACAGCCUGCCACGAUGUCGCAACUCCUUCACCUCCACGGAGGAGCACCCUCACAUCGGGAACUACCGCCUCCUCAAAACCAUCGGGAAGGGAAAUUUCGCCAAGGUCAAGCUGGCGCGACACGUCCUGACCGGACGAGAGGUGGCGGUGAAGAUUAUAGAUAAAACCCAGCUGAAUCCAACCAGUCUACAAAAGCUCUUCAGGGAAGUGCGAAUAAUGAAGUUACUCAAUCAUCCAAAUAUUGUAAAACUAUUUGAGGUGAUUGAAACGGAGAAGACACUCUACUUGGUGAUGGAGUACGCCAGUGGUGGUGAGGUCUUCGACUAUUUGGUGGCCCACGGUCGCAUGAAGGAGAAGGAGGCAAGGGCCAAGUUUAGGCAGAUUGUGUCUGCCGUGCAGUAUUGCCAUCAGAGGAGGAUAGUUCACAGAGACCUGAAGGCUGAGAACCUGCUAUUGGAUGCAGACAUGAACAUCAAGAUAGCGGACUUCGGCUUCAGCAACGAGUUCACGGUGGGCAGCAAGCUGGACACCUUCUGCGGCUCUCCGCCAUACGCCGCCCCGGAACUCUUCCAGGGAAAGAAGUACGACGGACCCGAAGUGGAUGUGUGGAGCCUCGGGGUCAUCCUCUACACCUUGGUCAGCGGCUCCCUGCCCUUCGACGGGCAAAACCUCAAGGAGCUGCGAGAGCGCGUCCUACGUGGAAAGUAUCGCAUCCCCUUCUACAUGUCCACAGACUGUGAAAACCUACUGAAGAAACUACUGGUGCUCAACCCGGUCAAACGUGGCAGUUUGGAGCAAAUCAUGAAAGACCACUGGAUGAACGUGGGUCACGAAGAGGAGGAGCUGAAGCCGUACACGGAGCCCGAGGCCGACUUCGGCGACGCUACGAGAAUAGAGCUCAUGGUGACAAUGGGCUUCCCUAAAGAUGAGAUCACAGAGUCCUUACAAAGCCAGAAGUACGAUGAUGUCAUGGCCACUUAUCUGCUGCUGGGAAGAAAAGCACCAGAGUUUGAAGGGAGCGAACCCUUAACCAACAGCGUUCUGGCUCAGCGGCAGCGACCCACCAGCGACAUCAACAACGGCUCCAGUAUUUCCCCCGCUCAUCCCAAAGUGACGCGCAGCAUCUCGGCCAAUCAAAAGCAGCGUCGCUAUAGCGAUCACGUGGGCCCAUCGGUGCCGCCGGCAGUGUCGUACACACGGCGCGGCCAGGCUUUGAGCGUGGAGAGCGACCACAGAGAGGAAUGGGACGGAGCGCGCCGGUUGGAGCUAAGCACUUCCAAGGGAGACGUUCCCGCCUCGCCACUAGGAGUGCAGGAGAGGAAGAAAACAACAAGUAGUGUUGGGACCAACGGAUCAAUGACUCGCCGGAACACAUACGUGUGCGAGCGCUCCUCCGCCGAGCGGUACUCGGCCAUUCCCAACGGCAAAGACGGCAGUUUAACCGAGGUGUCGGGCAGUACCCCGUCCACGGCGGUGACCUCCACGCGGCCUCGUCACAUCAAGUCCAUGUCGUCUUCGGGACACCCCUCAAAGAGCACGCUGCCCCCCAUUGAUGACAACGCUGAACUAAAAUCCAGCUCAUCUCCGAGGGGUCCCUCCACCUCCCCGUCGGCGCACAGUAUUAGCACCCCCGAGAAGAACCGCUUCCCCCGGGGCACCAGCAGCCGCAGCACCUUUCACGGCGCACAGCUGCGCGACCGCCGCAGCGCCACUUACAACGGGCCGCCCGCCUCUCCCACGCUGUCCCACGACACGGGCGCCCUGGCGCAGCAGCGACGGGGCACCUCCACCGGCAUCAUCGGCAAAAUCACCUCCAAGUUUGUCCGCAGAGCUCUGUCUUUCAGGUCCACUCAGAGGGUGCCCAGUGAGGGAGAGGCCAGUGCCAGGACAGAAACACCCAGGAGCGCGUCAGGUGAUCCCAAGGAGGAAGCGGGUCGAGACUCCAAACCUCGCUCUCUGCGCUUCACCUGGAGCAUGAAGACCACCUCCUCCAUGGAGCCGUCGGAGAUGAUGCGCGAGAUUCGCAAGGUUCUGGACGCCAACAGCUGCGACUACGAGCAGCGUGAGCGCUUCCUCCUCUUCUGCGUGCAUGGCGACGCGCGCCAGGACAACCUGGUCCAGUGGGAGAUGGAGGUGUGCAAGCUGCCUCGCCUCUCCCUCAACGGCGUGCGCUUCAAGAGGAUAUCAGGCACGUCCAUCGCCUUUAAGAACAUCGCCUGCAAAAUUGCCAACGAGCUCAAACUGUGACGCCAACCGAGCUGCGCCGCGCCUCAUCUCGUCACUGGAUUCACCACGGCAAUACUGGCCAUGAAUGUAUCGACGCAGACGUCUUUUCCUUUCAAACUCUCCGUCCGGUAUGCAGCUGAACACCCUGCAAUAAUUUUUUUUUGUGGUGGGGGGGAGGUUUCUUUUCUAAACGACUACUAGCAGAUCUUACGCCGAAUAACUCAAACUAGCCGCUUUUCCCAUGCACCUGUGUUCCGUGCGUAUAGAGAGCAGGCUGGAGCGCAUACUAAAAACUGUUUAAAAAAAAAAAAAAAAAAUUGUACUGUAUGCAUAACAUCUGCAGGUACUGUAUAUUGAUUUUUCUGUUGUGUACAGAUUUUCUUUCAUGGGAGUUUUUUUUUUUCUUUCUCGGUGAUGUCUCUUAGAGCAUGAUCAUCUACCACGGAGUACAGUAUUAAGAGAAAAAGGUCCACGAGAAUGAAGUCCUAAUAAUAUGAGUCUGUCAUAUUUUAAGUCCUAUUAAUAGAAUGUUUAGGUUUUUGGUUUGACGAGAUUUAAGCCAUAAUAUUAUGAAACAUAUAACGAGAUUUAAAUCAUACUAUGAGAAUAAAGUCAUCCUCCAAGAAAGGGGAUUGCUGUUCUUAUUCUCUUAAUAUAUUGACGUGAAUCCCUAUUAUAUACGCAUACACUACGAGAUGUAAGUUGUAGUAUUACAUUUAAUUCAUAAUAUUAUAAGAUUGAAGUCAUACGUCCUAAUAUGACGAGUCAUAGUAUGACGAGAACAGUCAUUACGAAAAUGGAGUCAUAUUACGAAAAUACUACAUGAAAGGUGUUUGUCGUAUUCCGUCUUUAUCAGUAGUAGUCUUGUAAUAUAACAACUCGUAAAUAUUACGACAUGUGACUUGAAUCUCCUAACAAUACGACUAUUCUUGUGGGCCUUUUUUUUCUCGUCUACUCCGUCGUAAUGUUUUUUUUUUAAGCCACCAUUUUGAGAAUAGCCUUUUGGAUUUUUAUUUAAAGAGCACUAAAUUAUUUUGCGGAAUAUGAAAGGGAGUUGUUCCCUAGACUUUUGCGUUUAAUUUCAUUUGCCUACGAAGGAAAUGAGGAAGAAAAAAAAAGUUGCACCACAUAGUAGUAAAACUGAAAAUGUGUUCACUUUAUUUUCUCUGGGCAGCAGCAGUUGUUGCUCUUUGCACAAGCUUUCUCAGUAUGACACAUGAUGCACCUGUUGUUUCUCCCUCCUUUUCACAAUAAGAUUUGCUCGUCCUCAGUUCAAAGUUCACCGAGAAGCAUGAGAAGUCAAAGAAGCAAACGUUGGUCCCGACAUCUCUGCCGGUGUGAUACUCGCCUUCCGGCGUUUAGUUUUUUGUUGUUGUUGUUGUUCAUCAAGCAAAUGUUAUUGUAUUUAUUCCAUUACAUUGUAAUGUGCUGCUUUGUAGAAAUCAGGUGUGCACUUUGUCGGAGAAAAUAAAAAGGAUUUUAUUUGUUUGUA